Messenger RNA from Eucalyptus grandis, 2076 nucleotides. RefSeq names its product glutamate receptor 2.8. Gene Ontology annotation, molecular function: glutamate-gated receptor activity. The transcript has 5 exons. Gene Ontology annotation, cellular component: plasma membrane. The record is from RefSeq and is a predicted model, not a curated record. Lineage: Eukaryota; Viridiplantae; Streptophyta; Magnoliopsida; Myrtales; Myrtaceae. The coding region runs from base 1 to 2076 and encodes 691 amino acids.
AUGGGUUUUGUUCAAAGCUCGUUGAGCAAGAGUACAGGACACAUUUUGUCCACUUUAAAGCUGUUUGUCUUGCUCUUGCCACUCUUCGUCCUGAGCUACACCGGUGCAGCCACCAAAGCCGUAGAUGAGAGGAACCCAUUCAAAGUGGGCGUGAUUCUUGAUUUGGACUCGCUUCUCGGCGACCAAAUGCGUAUGGCAAUCGAAAUAGCAUGCCAAGAUGUGAACACCAUAUCAUCAUCAGGAAGUCAUUACAUAAAGCCACAUUACAUAAACUCCCAUGCAAAGCCCCUUCGAGCAAUUUCUGCCGGGUUGUCAGCACGGGGAAGCGCUCAUUUUCUUAAAGAAGCAAAGAAGAUGAGACUCUUCUAUGGAGAUUCAAUUUGGAUAUUUGCUGAAAAACCAUUCACCAAUCUCCUAACUUCAGUAGAACAUCCAGCAAUCGCCUCCACCGUCAAAGGUGCGAUAGGAAUAAUCACGUACCAUCCCAAAAACCAGGCAUAUAGAGAAUUCAAAGCCAAAUUCUUGAAUAUGUUCCAUCACAAGUAUGGAGAGAACUUCAAGUUCGAGCCCGGAAUCGAUGCUAUUCGAGCAUAUGAUUGCAUUAUGACCGUUAAAAAUGCGAUAGAUGCAAUGCCAAGCCAUGAUAUUAUGCCCAAGUUUUUGCUUAAUAGAAUAUCGCGCACUAGACUCAUGGGUUUGAGUGGGGCAAUACGAUUUGAGAAAGGUCAGUUGGCACGUCGACCCAAAUUCCAACUUGUAAGUGUCGAGGGAAAUGAAUAUAGAGAGCUUAAGCUUUGGUCUCCCAAUUUCAGUUUCUCAAGGAGUUUUGUACCAAUGCAAAGUUCAAGAAGAAAUACUUACAGAAUUUCAGAUAUAGUGAAGACCCAAGAAGGACAAACUUCAAGUGAGAAGGUGACGUUGGUCAUCGGAGUACCUGGUAAAACUCCCUUUGAUAAGUUUGUGAAGGAGGAAAUGGACGACACAACAGGGAGACCAAAGUACAUUGGCUUUUGCAUAGAUGUUUUCGAGAAGGCUAUUUCUCAUUUUCCUGAUGGUUUGAAGUAUGAGUUUUUUCGUCAUGAUGGAACAUAUGAGGAAUUGGUUAACAAAGUCCAUGAUAAGACCUACGAUGCUGCAGUCGGUGACAUAACUAUUCUGGCCAAUCGCUCACUGUUUGUUGAGUUCACACAACCGUUUAUAGGAUCAGAGCUUUCCAUCAUAGUCCCAGCAAAACCAGACACAGACAGGGCAUUGAUCUUUAUCGAGCCUUUCACUCUCGCAAUGUGGAUUGCUUCUGGAGGCAUCCUUAUAUACACCAUGUUGGUAGUUUGGUUCUUGGAGUAUCAGAUCAAUCCGGAAUUCAGAGGCCCUUGGACGAAUCAGCUCUCCACUGCUCUUUGGUUCACUUUCUCCUCUCUCUUCUUUGCUCAUACAUUGAUCUUGACGCAGAGUUAUACUGCUGGCCUCACCUCGCUGCUCACUCUCCAGAACCUCAAACCAACUGUGACCACCGUUGAAUGGCUAAGAAGUUCUAAAGAAAGAGUGGGUUGUGACCCAGAUACUUUUGUUUGUGACUAUCUGAUUAACGAGCUGAAUUUCUCGAAGGAAGUCAUCGUCCACACAAGGAACACUUCAAGCUAUGAAGAUGAAUUUAGAAGAGGCAGCAUCUCUGCUCUUUUUCUGGAAUACCCAUAUGAGAGAGCUUUCUUCACUCAGUAUUGCUCUGGAUAUGUUGCCACUCAUGAAAACUACAGAUUUGGCGGUUUUGGCUUCGUGUUCCCGAAAGACUCUCCACUGGCUGCAGAUUUCUCUGAGGCCAUUUUGGAGCUUUCACAGAGCGGUGAGAUGAAAACUUUGGAGAACAAGUGGUUCUCUCCCGAGUGCACGAUGAAGAACAUCACCAGCGAGAAACCAAGGUUGGGCCUCAACAGCUUCUGGGCGCUCUACGUUUUCACCAUCGCCACUUCCACUGGUUGUUUGCUUUUUGCAUGUCUCUGCACGAGAAGGAACCGUCAGGAUCAUGAGCAAGGGAGUAACAGCGACAACAUGAGCGUGACGGAGACGAGUAUUUUGUAG